Molecule: messenger RNA, 1716 nt
Organism: Emericellopsis atlantica
Lineage: Eukaryota; Fungi; Ascomycota; Sordariomycetes; Hypocreales; Bionectriaceae
Product: fungal-specific transcription factor domain-containing protein
Exons: 4
Coding region: 1-1716 (571 amino acids)
Biological process (GO): regulation of DNA-templated transcription; DNA-templated transcription
Molecular function (GO): DNA binding; zinc ion binding; DNA-binding transcription factor activity, RNA polymerase II-specific
Source: RefSeq, a predicted model, not a curated record
AUGACUAGUUUCACCACCGCAGAAGAGGGACCUGGUCCUGAGGCCGGCGGCGGUGGGAGCACAGAGGACCACUCCCCUACGCCACGCAAGCUGUCCGGAAGGAUACUAUCAUGUAAGAACUGCCAGAGGAGGAAGAUUCGCUGCAACAAGGUGGUUCCAUGCGCAAACUGCGUCAAGGUACAUGAUGAGAGGGUCGGACGGUUUGUUGAUGCCCAUAUAUGGGUGGCGCUAAACGAAGAGAUCCAAAACAUGAAGGAUAUUAUCGAGCACGAUGAACCAGACGGCGUUUUCCCCCAGGAAGAGCAGCCGUCAAACUCGGCCAGCAUCUCUGGCGUUCCGUCUCCCACGCCAAGCGAACGACCUGAGCUGGACCCCGUGCAGACGUUCAAGUUGUGGCAGAUCUUCCUCGAGCGCGUCAACCCCCUGAUCAAGAUUAUCCACGCGCCCACCGUGCAGCCCAUCAUAGUGGCCGCCUCUGCGGACAUCACCAGCGUAUCGCUAGAUCAACAGGCCUUGCUGUACAGCAUGUUUGCACUGGCGGUCAUGUCGUUGAAAAAGGACGAGAUGGUGGGUAUCCUCGGCGACGACCAGACAAAGGAGCAGGUGCUGCAAGGGUUCUUGCGCGGCGUGAGCAUGACCCUCGUCAAGUUUGACUUUCUGAGGCGAUACAACAUGGUCGUCCUGCAGGCCCUCGUGCACACGCUCAUCAUCCUCAUGGGCCAGUGCAAUAAACAUGGCUCGUGGGUGCUCUGUGGUUCGCUCAUCAGGAUCGCCGUCAGCAUGGGCUACCAUCGCGACGGCACGCAGCUUGGCCUGGCGCCCUUUGAGACGGAGAUGCGGCGGCGGAUCUGGUGGCAGAUCCUCACGUACGACACCAAGCUCAGUCUCGACUGUGGUUUCAAGCACAACUGCCUGCCCACGGAUUUCGACACGAAGCAGCCACUCAAUUUGAACGAUGCCGACUUGUUCACCGAGGCUACGCGUGACCUGGUGCACCGUGAAGGACCGACAGAAAUGGCCUUUGUCUUGGUCAUGCAUCGUGUUGCGGCGUAUCUGCUAGACGAAGAGGCGAGGCAAGUCGUGGAGGCCAGCACUCUCGGUCACGGUGGACCAGAUGGUCCAGAGAUCAACGCGGCCAGCAUGGAACGCAAUCGCGUCCUCGUGCGGGGUCUCGAGAUGGAUUUGAUCGACAUUGAGAGGCGGUUCCUGAACCCUGUGGUGAGCAACGCCCACGCCGCUGCUCUUGGUAUACGCCCACAUCUCAUCGCACGGCUGUACGACAUGAUGCGCCCCAUGCAGGAGUCGACGGACUGGGGCAUUGACAUCUUCUCGCCGCGGGACAACCUGUUUAAGCUGGUCCUCACGUUGUGUGAGAACGCCAACGACGCGUUCGAUCCUAUGGAUCGAUGGGCCUUUGCCUGGUUCGCCCGGCUGCACUUUAACUUUGAGCAUCUGACCUCUCUGUCGACGUUCCUCUACCAGCGUCCAACGGAUAGCAUGGCCGACCGUGGAUGGGCUGUACUCGAGUCCAUGUAUGCGCGACACUCGCUUCUUUACAACCUGAAGCUCAAGGCGCCCGCCACGCAGGCGCAGUUUGCCCUCAAGGCCUACGCGCAGCGUGAGCGCGCCCUUGGGAGAACAGGGCAGAUCGUCGAGACGCCAGAGUUCAUCAUGAGGCUGCGCAACAUGAUCGGUGGUCACAUCUUGACAUGCUGA